AUAUUUACUCUUGAUAGUGGUUAUCGGUGCACAAUACGGUGGCGGUGCAUGGUGAAGCGAGACCGGGCAUGCGCUGUAUUGACUGAUGACGUCACACAUUCCUUCUACAGCCUUGUCCGGAUCAGUCAGUUCUGAAACCGCUCUACCUGUUCGUUGUCCAGUAUGGUGGCGUCGGCCGGUGCGGGGGCGAGAGUCCCUGCCGCUCUCCCGAGGAUCCUGAAGGACUACACGAAGGCAGCCAUUCGGACGCAGCCGAAGGACCUCCUCACCUGGUCGGUCGCUUACUUCAGAUCUAUGGCGAAAGGCACCGUGCCCCCCGUCAAGGAUAGGCUCGAGUUCCCGGUUCCUGAGUCCAAGGGCGGCAUCUCCCCCGGUAUCCUGCGCGUACUGCACCGUCAGCUGGGCAGCGAAGGCAGCAUAGAAUGGGGAGCCCUUCAGGAGGUGUGCGAGGCCAUGGGCGUGGAGGAGGCGACGGCCCAGGAGGCGUGGAAGCGGGCCGGGGGCGGAGACAAGGGCGCGGUCGAAUGGGAGCACAUACUGACCCACGUCGCUGGACUGGCCACCCACUCCGACGCGGAAGCCCUGCAGCUGGUAAUGGCGACCAUCUCGGAGGACCCGGUUGGCCAUAAAGUCCCAGCUGACACCAUCGUGGACCAUCUCCAUCGCCUGCACACCCAUAGCAAUAUCGUGCCCACUGACCAGUACAACGAUGCAGUGGGUUACCUCAACGAUAUUGCCAAUUAUCAGGAUGGGUUUUUGGUGCCCUCUGAUCUCACAAGGCCUUCGUGUCCUCUCAUGCACUAGCUGGAGGGUCACUUGAAUGUCAUUUUUACGUCGGUGUACUCUCUAUAAUGUGAAUUCGUAUACGAUAGUGACACUUAUGUCGUUGAGUGUAUUACAGAGUCGUAUUUUAGUAAAAAAAAAUUAUGUAUUGCAAGACAGUAAGUCAAUUCUUCAGUUAGUUUAUCGCAAUGUGCCAUGCAUAGAUGUGUGAAGUUUUUUGUUUAAGUUCCAUGAUAGCAAGUGCCUAAAAUAUUUGAAUUGGUGAUGGGGACCACAGAUUUGCCGAUUUUACCUUGGCGAAUCCUUUACAAUACUUAAAACAAUUUAGCUUAAUGCUCUGCCCUUACUGCUUGAGUUAAUCUGUCCUAAACUGUACUGACAUAUGUUAUUAAACAAGAUUAUGCACUGCGAUUCAAGACGAUUUAGUAACUAUUAUAGUUAUAGCGAUACUUUUUUCCACGUUGGUCCCACAUUGAAUUACAUUGACACUACACGUAACAUAUUCAAGGGUGCCUGAUUAAUUCCUUCAUUUUUCUGCAGUGUUGUCUUUAAUUAUCCUUGAAAUACAUUAUGGUGUUUCGCAUCCUCUGCUCGAAGAAAGGUGUAAGAGGUAAAUUGUUAUAGAAGAUUACGAAGAAUCCGAUUAACAACAAAUCUAGCUAUUGUCAGCUGAUGCUUACGUGUAAACAAGAAUAGAGUUGAAGAUUAUUGUAGUGUAGAACAUGAAUAAAAUAAAUCAGCAGAAAUG
Molecule: messenger RNA, 1531 nt
Organism: Penaeus vannamei (Pacific white shrimp)
Lineage: Eukaryota; Metazoa; Arthropoda; Malacostraca; Decapoda; Penaeidae
Product: ropporin-1-like protein
Source: RefSeq, a predicted model, not a curated record